Polyodon spathula (Mississippi paddlefish) is the source of this 1605-nucleotide messenger RNA. Its product is annotated as inhibitor of growth protein 2-like. Gene Ontology annotation, biological process: positive regulation of DNA-templated transcription. The coding region runs from base 161 to 991 and encodes 276 amino acids. The transcript is spliced from 2 exons. NCBI's taxonomy places the organism in Eukaryota, Metazoa, Chordata, Actinopteri, Acipenseriformes, Polyodontidae. The record is from RefSeq and is a predicted model, not a curated record. Gene Ontology annotation, cellular component: nucleus.
UAUCCCAGAGCAUGCGCAGAAAAGAUAGUUUUGUUUGAAGUGAUUUGCAGUUAGUCAAGCAGAUUGAGCAGCAUAGAAGCAAUAGUACAGUAUCAUUUUCCGAUGUUUUUUUGUUAAGUUAUUUGCUGCUUUUUUUUUUGCUUGAUGCAUUACUAUAAACAUGUUAGGGCAUUAUCCAAACGUAGAAAAGAGCCAGUUGGUUAGUUAUGUGGAAGAUUAUCUCGAAUGUGUGGAGUCUCUCCCUUUGGACAUACAGAGGAAUGUGUCUUUGCUACGAGAGAUCGAUACAAAGUAUCAAGAAGUUUUAACAGAAGUUGAUGAUGUCUAUGAGAAAUAUAAAAAAGAGACUGACCUGAGUCAGAGGAGGAGACUGCAGAAUCAUCUCCAGCGAGCGCUAAUCAGUAGCCAGGAGCUGGGAGAUGAGAAGCUCCACGUGGUCACUCAGAUGAUGGAACUGGUGGAGAACCGGGCCAGGCAGAUUGAAGCCCAUUCGGAGUGUUUCCAGGAGCUUCAAGAGGUUGAAAAGCCUGUGGAGAAAGCGAAACCAGAGGUCAUCCCACCGGAGAGGCCUUCAACCAGACGAAUCCGCCGGCAACGCAACAGCGAAAGCCGUGAAUCGUGCCACAUCGCCAACGGGGUGGCGGCGGUGGUGGAGGAGGAAGCCAGUGAGGAGCAGCCGCCCAAGGAGAAGAAAUCAAAAUCGGCCAAGAAGAAAAAGCGAUCCAAAGCCAAGCAAGAGCGAGAGGUCUCUCCAGUCGAGUUUGCCAUCGACCCCAACGAACCCACUUACUGCCUGUGCAACCAAGUGUCUUAUGGUGAAAUGAUAGGGUGUGACAAUGAACAGUGCCCCAUCGAGUGGUUUCAUUUCUCAUGUGUUGGACUCACCUAUAAGCCCAAGGGAAAGUGGUACUGUCCCAAAUGCAGAGGGGAUAGCGAAAAGACAAUGGACAAAAGCAUUGAGAAAACUAAAAAAGAUAGAAGAUCGAGGUAGUGACAUCCAUCGACACUUUUGUUUUUUUGUAUCGUUACAUUUUCUUUGCAGGUAAAACAAUCUUUUAGAACUGAUGCAUAUGACUAUGCAAUACUUUUUAAUCAGUAGUAUUAAUUAGAUAUUAAAGGUGCCGUACUUUUAAGUCUCGUCUUUUAAGUGAAUUGUCUGUUGCUGCACUUAACCAAAAGGAUAAUGCAAGUUGUGCCAGGGUGCUCUUGCAACAAAAAGAACAAUGCGUCAUAGCAUCGACCAGAAAGAAAACCUCCAUUUAACCUUAAGAUUACAUAAGGGUAUAUAUUUAAAAAUAAAGAAAUACUGCCGUUACUUUGUACAGUAGGAACUUUUUGUUUAGUCAGAUUCACAUUUUGUUUAAAACUUUAUAAACUUUGUGAAGGUUACAAACUAGCUUGCAUUCACAGUAUUUAUAGAUCAUGCUCAAAAGACAAUGCUCUACUUUUUUGUAAAGUUGUAAAACAAACCAUUGGCCAUUUUUAAUGUCUUCCAAGGCAAAUGUCACUGUUUUUAGUAUAUUAUUUGGUAUUUACUAAUUUAAUUGUUACUUUUUGCAGUAUUUAAAUAAAACUGUGACCGUGAUACCUAUUUGUUGGUUUUUU